AUGCGCUGCUCCACUCUCACCCUCCUCUUCCUCCUCACGCAGGCAGCUGGGCUAACGGUCCCAAAGGCCAGCCCUGGCAAGAAGAGGCAGAAGAGAGACUGGGUCAUCCCUCCAAUCAAGUGCCCUGAGAAUGAGAGGGGGCCCUUCCCCAAGCUGCUGGUUCAGAUCAAAUCCAAAAGGGACAGAGAGAUCAAGGUUUUCUACAGCAUCACGGGGCAGGGCGCAGACACCCCCCCUGUGGGUGUCUUCACCGUCGAAAGGGAGACGGGGUGGCUGCAGGUGACGAAGCCGCUGGACAGAGAGGACAUCAGCCACUACACGCUCUUUUCCCACGCUGUGUCUGCGAAUGGGCAGCCCGUGGAGGACCCCAUGGAGAUCAUCAUCACCGUGAGCGACCAGAACGACAACAAACCCCAGUUCACCCAGAGCGUCUUCACAGGCUCCAUAGAAGAAGGAGCCAAGCCAGGUACCUCUGUGAUGCAAGUGACAGCCACAGAUGCAGAUGACAGUGUAAACACCUACAAUGGGGUCAUUACUUACUCCAUCCUGCAGCAGAUACCUGAACAACCCCACAGCGGGAUGUUCGCCAUCAACUCUGAGAAUGGCGUCAUCAGUGUGAUUGCAACUGGGCUGGACAGAGAGACUGCCCCCCAGUACAGGCUGAUAGUGCAGGCUGCAGAUCUGCAGGGACACGGGUUCACAGCCUCCGCCACUGCUGUCAUCGAGGUGCAGAGUGUGGAGACGCUGCUCCCCUGCUGCACACACCAGUGA
Messenger RNA from Emys orbicularis (European pond turtle), 771 nucleotides. Its product is annotated as cadherin-1-like. Gene Ontology annotation, biological process: adherens junction organization; synapse assembly; calcium-dependent cell-cell adhesion. Gene Ontology annotation, molecular function: calcium ion binding; cadherin binding. The transcript is spliced from 7 exons. The coding region runs from base 1 to 771 and encodes 256 amino acids. Lineage: Eukaryota; Metazoa; Chordata; Testudines; Emydidae. The record is from RefSeq and is a predicted model, not a curated record. Gene Ontology annotation, cellular component: plasma membrane; adherens junction; catenin complex.